Rubroshorea leprosula is the source of this 1311-nucleotide messenger RNA. Lineage: Eukaryota; Viridiplantae; Streptophyta; Magnoliopsida; Malvales; Dipterocarpaceae. The record is from the annotation of a GenBank genome assembly.
UUGAAGAUAAGAGUUACUUCGGCUUCUUUCCAUCUGGUCAUGUACCUGAACUUCGUCUUUCCUUCCAGAACACACAGAAGCAAAACUUCUUGUACCCAUGACUGCAUUCAUGACCAACAAGCUUCUACAACCCGCAACCCCAUCCUUCCAAGUGGUUCCUCCAAUAUCCUGAAUCAUUCAAAAGAUGUUAUAUCUUACAAAGCCAUCACAGCCACACAUUUUAGGAUAAGGAGCAUAAGAUCUGCUGAAUGCUCAUCUGGGGUUAGACCAAGUUACACCAUCAAAGUUGCAGAACACAACCCUAGCUUGGUUGGUGAGGAGAAAGAGAUACAGGAACAAAAAGAACCAUCAAAUCGGAAUACUCUUCUCCAGCUUAAAACAGACCUCUACAAGGCACUCAAUGGUAUCAAUAGAGGGAUUUUUGGAGUACCAUCUGCGAAGAAAUCUGAGAUUGAAGGCCUGGUGAAGCAGCUGGAAUCUCAGAACCCAACUCCAGAACCUACCCUGAAUCUAGACAAGGUGGAUGGCUGCUGGAAGCUUGUUUAUGGUACAAUUACAAUCUUGGGUUCAAAAAGAACAAAGCUAGGAUUGAGAGACUUUAUCUCCUUGGGAGAUUUUCUCCAGACCAUUGAUGUCCAAAAGAGCAAAGCAGUUAAUGUGAUAAAGUUCAAUGCCAGAGGAUUGAAUUUCCUAAAUGGAAAGCUGACAGUUGAAGCUUCCUUCAAAAUUGCAUCAAAAUCAAAAGUGGAUAUAAGUUAUGAUAGCUCAACAAUCACACCUGACCAGGUAAGCUGCAUUUCAGUGCACCAAUCGACAUAAAGGCAAGUAUUUGUUUUUCUUACUUCAAAGUUUCAUUUGGCCAGUUGAUGAACAUGUUCAAGAAAAAUUAUGAUCUUUUGCUUGCAAUCUUUAAUCCAGAAGGUUGGCUUGAGAUCACGUAUCCUUUUGAUAUAGUAUACCACUACUUCUAUUGUUUCAUAGAAAAGGAAAGUAAGAAAUGUUCUUAAUUUCCACAAGAGAAUGACACUGGAAUGGUGAAGAAUGCGUUGGUUCCUUGAUUUGGCUACUUCAGAUAUAUUGAUGAUGACAUGAGGAUAGGGAGAGAUAACAAAGGCAACACCUUCAUAUUGGAAAGAUCAGAAGAAGAAGAAGAAGUGCGCUAACCAUGGUUCUUGACACAAAUUUAAGAACUUCAAAAAAUCUUAUUAUAAAGAUAAGGAAUUUGACCUGAAAUCUGUCUAGAAUUUCAGCUUGUCUUUUUACCAUGGAUAUGAUACUACUUAUAAGCACAAGGACAUUUUUUUGAGUUAG